Messenger RNA from Effrenium voratum, 1390 nucleotides. Lineage: Eukaryota; Dinophyceae; Suessiales; Symbiodiniaceae. The record is from the annotation of a GenBank genome assembly.
CUUUAGGUGUACGCGCCUCAUGUCAUGCAUCGGGUGGGUGCCAUCUCCGGCGCUUCCGGUGGGCCAUCGAUCGCCCGCGUGGCGUUUGGACGGCCAUCGGGCGGCCGCGCCGCGACACGAUACGUCGGCGGGAAUGCAGCCGGCGGGAAUGGAGGUCUCGCGGACGCGAAGCCUCGCGGCCUUGGCCUGCGCCUUGGCCUGGGCUCGGAGUCGCCCGGAAAGGCGCCGCGCGGGUCCGAGCUCGGCGCGGCGCGCGCUGCGGGUCCACGAGUUCUUUAGCGGCGUGGGAGGCUUGCGUUUGGCCUUCCAAGCGGCCGGGGGCCGUUCGGCCCGCUGGCGGGCCUACGAGGUGGACGAAGCCUGUUGCCAGGCCUACCGCCAGCUCUACCAUUCCCGGCAGCUGGGGGGCGUGCGACAAGCCGAGCCCUGGAAAAGCAUAGUGCGGCCGGAGGACGAGCUUUGGCGCUGCUCCAUCGACAAGCUGCCAGAUGCAGCCUUUGAGAAGGCGGACCUUUGGAUCAUGAGUCCACCCUGCCAGCCCUUCACGCGCACGGGCCACAGGCUGGACGUCAAGGACCCCCGGUGCAGGGCCCUGCUGCGACUUGUGGAGGCCUUGCCCAAGCUACGGGUGAAGCCCAAGGGGAUCCUGCUGGAGAACGUGCCCGGCUUCCAAAAUUCCGAGGCCCACAAGAGGCUCUGUGCGGCGCUCCGGGAGGCAGGCUUAGAGUGGCAGGAGCUACUGUUGGACCCUCGGAGUUUCGGCUUCCCCAACACUCGGCAGCGCUUCUACCUGGUAGCCACGGCGGCGGAAGUGGACCUGGAGGAGCUCGGUGGCGUUCCAGUGAGACCUGUGAAGGACUUCUUGCGGCCUGUGGCGCCGGAAGACUUGGAGGCCCUGCGGGUGCCCAGGCAGUUUCUGCAAGAGGCGCACGAGGAGAAGUGGCAGCUGGAUGUGGCCACCGGUGAGUCCUUGGCAACGAAGACCUUCACCUCCAGCUACGGCAAGGUGGGCUAUGGCGCGGAGGGCCUGAGUAAGGCGGGGCCGCUGCUCGACAUGCUCGGGAAGGAUGGCAAGCGCUUCAGGUCUUUGCCACCGGAGCACUGGGACCAUGUGCGGUACUUUGCGCCCGAGGAGUUGGCCCUCCUCAUGGGAUUUCCAAACGCAUUCGCCCUGCCGGAGAUGUCCACGAGGACGCAGUGGCGGCUGCUGGGGAACUCGGUGAACGUGGCGGUGGUCACCGCGCUGCUGCGGCGCCUGCUGCGCGCCCUGGGGGAGGCGCCGGAAGCCGCGGAAGCGGCGGCUUCCGCCGCGGAGCGGCCCCUGGGCCGCGUGAGCGCGUGAGGGGCGCGCGCCGGAGGACUUCUAAAGCUUAAAGAUGGAGGUUGACUC